Cotesia congregata is the source of this 516-nucleotide messenger RNA. The record is from the annotation of a GenBank genome assembly. NCBI's taxonomy places the organism in Eukaryota, Metazoa, Arthropoda, Insecta, Hymenoptera, Braconidae.
AUGAGUUUAGGUCUUGGUAAAGAAUUUAACUCUAAAGCAGAGUUUGACCAUGCAUGUAAAAAAUAUUACGAAGAAACUGGAAGAAAGUUUACUUUUUCGUGUAAUUACAUUGACACGAGAAAUUUAAAGAAAGUCAUUAAAAAUCGUAACCUCGAAAUCUACUACUGCUUGGCGAGAUGCAGACAUCACCGCGAACCUAAAGUUCUAAAAAAACGCGUGCAUGAUUGUCUCUUAAUUGCAGGAGGAACUAGAAUUAUAGAGAACAGUCAAGUAGACAAUUGGUUGUCUUAUAUUUGUGAUCCUUUAAAGAACCCUAAUAAUCUUACUACUUUAAAAGAGCUUCUGAACACCAUAUUAAGUUGUCUCUUAAUUGCAGGAGGAACUAGAAUUAUAGAGAACAGUCAAGUAGACAAUUGGUUGUCUUAUAUUUGUGAUCCUUUAAAGAACCCUAAUAAUCUUACUACUUUAAAAGAGCUUCUGAACACCAGUCUGUCCAAGAACUGGUUGAUGACUUAG